GCCAUACCCUUAAUCUUCAAAACCCAUCUUGCAAGACUCAGUAUUGUGUUCUUUCUUCUUUCUUUUAUAAAAAAUCUUGUUUCUUUCUCUUCCUUUGAAUCCCAAGAUGGCACCAGAAGCAACAACCAAAACUGUGAGUGUCCCUAAGAGAGCCUAUGUGACCUUCUUGGCUGGCAAUGGUGACUAUGUGAAGGGAGUGGUUGGUUUGGCUAAGGGUCUGAGAAAGGCCAAGUCAGCCUAUCCUCUUGUAGUGGCCAUUUUGCCUGAUGUGCCUGAGGAGCACCGUCGCAUACUUGAAUCUCAAGACUGUAUUGUCCGUGAGAUUGUGCCUUUGAGCCCUCCGGAGAAUUAUGCUCAUCAAUUUGCUAUGGCAUACUAUGUCAUUAACUAUUCUAAACUUCGUAUUUGGGAGUUUGUGGAGUAUGACAAGAUGAUCUACUUGGAUGGUGACAUACAAGUGUUUGACAACAUUGAUCACCUGUUUGACUUGCCGGAUGGGCACUUUUAUGCUGUGAUGGACUGCUUUUGUGAGAAUAUAUGGAUCAAUUCUACUCAACACAACAUUGGCUAUUGCCAGCAGUGUCCAGAAAGGGUUCAGUGGCCAGUUGAGAUGGGCUCUCCUCCUCCACUUUACUUCAAUGCAGGCAUGUUUGUUUAUGAGCCUAAGCUUUCAACUUACCAUGAUCUCUUGGAGACUGUCAAAGUCACUCCUCCAACUUUAUUUGCUGAGCAGGACUUCCUUAACAUGUACUUCAAGGAUAUAUAUAAGCCCAUCCCUCCCAUAUACAACUUUGUUUUAGCCAUGCUUUGGCGUCACCCCGAAAAUUUCAACUUUGAUGAAAUAAAAGUUGCUCACUAUUGUGCUGCGGGUUCAAAGCCUUGGAGGUACACAGGAAAAGAAGAAAACAUGCAAAGAGAAGACAUCAAGAUACUGAUUAAGAAAUGGUGGGACAUUUAUGAGGACGAGUCUUUGGAUUACAAGAAUGUCAUUGCUGUUUCAAAAGCUCAACCUGUCUUUGAGGCCCUACAGCUAGAGGAGAUUGAUGUGGUUGAUAACAUGGAUGCUCCAUCGGCUGCUUGA
Molecule: messenger RNA, 1081 nt
Organism: Quercus robur (English oak)
Lineage: Eukaryota; Viridiplantae; Streptophyta; Magnoliopsida; Fagales; Fagaceae
Product: galactinol synthase 2
Exons: 4
Coding region: 107-1081 (324 amino acids)
Molecular function (GO): glycosyltransferase activity
Source: RefSeq, a predicted model, not a curated record